AUUAGGGUUUUCUCUGACUGCAAAGGGAGUCUAGGGUUUUGCUGCUUCAUCCUUCAGCCCCCGUCUCUGCGGUGAAUCUUCCCAGCUCUUCAACAUGACUAAGAGAACCAAGAAGGCGGGUAUUGUUGGGAAAUAUGGUACCCGUUAUGGUGCUAGUUUGCGAAAGCAGAUUAAGAAGAUGGAGGUUAGUCAGCAUAGCAAGUAUCUCUGUGAAUUCUGUGGCAAGUAUGCAGUAAAGAGGAAGGCUGUUGGAAUUUGGGGAUGCAAAGACUGUGGCAAAGUCAAGGCUGGUGGUGCUUACACGUUAAACACUGCUAGUGCUGUGACUGUCAGGAGCACCAUCAGAAGGUUGAGGGAGCAGACAGAGAGCUAGAUCGUGUUUUUUCUUUUGGAGAAUGCUGGAGAUCUUUUUGUUUACUUAUUCGAAUUUGAUAUGUCAAAUCAUUUUUAGAUGAAGAAAUUUCUGGAAUCCAAUAUGCAUUGUCACACUGUGUUUUAUCUUUAGAAUAUUCAACUGUUGUUUCUUUUAUAUUUCCCAGUUGAAGUAGCAUGUUGCACUUGUCAUACAUGUCUGUUUAGCUCAACCUUGGACGAGUAAGCCAUCACUAAAAUGAGUUUUCAUCAAUAUUAAGCACUAGUAACUUGCUUAUUCCUGUA
Coffea eugenioides is the source of this 657-nucleotide messenger RNA. RefSeq names its product 60S ribosomal protein L37a. Gene Ontology annotation, biological process: translation. The coding region runs from base 95 to 373 and encodes 92 amino acids. Lineage: Eukaryota; Viridiplantae; Streptophyta; Magnoliopsida; Gentianales; Rubiaceae. The record is from RefSeq and is a predicted model, not a curated record. Gene Ontology annotation, cellular component: ribosome. Gene Ontology annotation, molecular function: structural constituent of ribosome. The transcript is spliced from 5 exons.